UUCGGGGCGGGCGCUCCGAGGCUAGAGGGAAGGAGAAGGGAUCAGGAGCGGGAGCUGAGGGGAGAGAGAGGCCGGUCCGGGUCUGGCCGCUGCCGCUGCUCGCCGGAGGUCUCCAGGCCCGGCUGCAGCUCAGUCCUCGGCUCCUGGUCACUGUCUACGAGGCUCCUCCGGGCCAGCGUGGGAGAGCCGCGGGCGGCGGUCGCCGCAUCAUGUCAGCCAAGGACGACCGGGCCAGGGAGAUCCUGAGGGGCUUCAAACUAAAUUGGAUGAACCUUCGGGAUGCUGAGACAGGGAAGAUACUCUGGCAAGGAACAGAAGACCUGUCCAUCCCCGGAGUGGAGCAUGAAGCCCGUGUUCCCAAGAAAAUCCUCAAGUGCAAGGCAGUGUCUCGAGAAUUGAACUUCUCCUCAGCAGAGCAAAUGGAAAAAUUCCGCUUGGAACAAAAAGUUUACUUCAAAGGGCAAUGCCUAGAAGAGUGGUUCUUCGAGUUUGGCUUUGUGAUCCCUAAUUCCACAAACACCUGGCAGUCCCUGAUAGAGGCAGCACCCGAGUCCCAGAUGAUGCCAGCCAGCGUGCUAACUGGGAAUGUUAUCAUAGAGACAAAGUUUUUUGACGACGAUCUUCUCGUAAGCACAUCCAGAGUGAGACUUUUCUACGUUUGAGAGACGAAUAUGUGUGCGUUUCAAGAAUUUGGGUUUUUUGGGGGGGAAGGAGGAAACCAUUUACUUUUUUCCUCCACACUUUUGAUUUUUGACACUUCUACCCCUAAUUCCCUCUACGACAAAACCCACCUGUGGCCACCAGGGGACCAGCGCUGUGUAGGUAACCAGAUGGCUUUUUUCUCCCAAGCUGCCAUCUUCCACUGACCAGACUAAACUCCCAACCCCAGACCAGGGCAGAGGGCAUGCCUCGACUUCUCCCAGAGUAAACAUGGGGACGGACACAUACCACAAGCUGAUGCUGUUCCUGUCACCCUCCCUACCUCCUCCUUGGGCCCAGCAGGCAACACAUCUUCUUUGGUCCCUAGUUUUGGAAAAAUCCAUGUUGCUGACCCCUGUUUAGUUUUUUCCUACCAUUUCUAUUUCAUACAUUCUCAUACAUUUAACUUGUAAAAUAGACUGUGAUAUUAUUAUUACGUAAUGAAUUAAAACAUAUGAAUUAAAAUAUUCCUACAAUCUUUAGCAUGGCA
Messenger RNA from Ceratotherium simum simum (southern white rhinoceros), 1189 nucleotides. It is a transcript of the gene PDE6D, whose product is annotated as phosphodiesterase 6D. Gene Ontology annotation, cellular component: cytoplasm. The record is from RefSeq and is a predicted model, not a curated record. NCBI's taxonomy places the organism in Eukaryota, Metazoa, Chordata, Mammalia, Perissodactyla, Rhinocerotidae. Gene Ontology annotation, biological process: sensory perception of light stimulus.